This is a messenger RNA of Andrographis paniculata, 1656 nucleotides long. Its product is annotated as UPF0481 protein At3g47200-like. The transcript is spliced from 2 exons. The coding region runs from base 63 to 1370 and encodes 435 amino acids. Lineage: Eukaryota; Viridiplantae; Streptophyta; Magnoliopsida; Lamiales; Acanthaceae. The record is from RefSeq and is a predicted model, not a curated record.
GGGAAAGACACACACAUACUUUGUAAUAAGCUCGAUCUAUAAUAAAUAAUCAAUUACUUGAAAUGUCAUCGCAGGUACCGAGCUGGGUUGUGGAGAUCAGCGAAAGAGUGAAGAAAGUGAAUGUCGAACGACCCUCCAUUGAUACGCCGAGUAAAGCUCUCUUUAGAGUGUCACAGAAUUUUCCCGAUGAAUAUGGCGACAAAUUCAAGCCUUACAAGGUAUCAAUAGGGCCUUAUCAUUGCAACAGUCCUUCUUGCGAGAAGGAAGAGAAAUUUAAGGAAUAUUGUAUCCUCUACGGCCUCAAGAAAACUGGUAAGCCCCCCAAAGAUUUCUACAAUGCUUUGUAUGAAAUUAAGGAUGAUCUGAGAAAUUCCUACGACAAACUGGAACCUGUUUGGGACGACGACAGUGAGUUUCUGAGGUUGAUGUUUAGGGAUGGCUUCUACCUCCUGGUGAUGUUAGAAUCGUCGCAGUUAUUUGUGGGUGAGUCCUAUAUGAAUGUAGGCAAAACAAAGCCUCUGUUUGAUCCCAAUGAAAUGGAAAAUUACAGACAUGAUCUGUUGCUGCUCGAAAACCAGAUUCCCUUGAUGGUUCUGCUGAAGCUACUUUCUGUAGCCGUCGGCAAAUCGGACCAUGGCUAUGUUCAUACCACACUGAUCAUACAGAUACUUAACUUCUGUUUCCAAACAGAAACUUAUGUAAAAGGACACGAAUAUUUGCACAUCUUGGAUGUAUACCGACAUGCCUUUCUCUAUCCAUCCGAUCCGCGAGAGCCAUUGUCCAUAUACAGCGCGCCACCGGAUCUUAACAUCCCAUCAGCAACACAGCUUCAAGAGGCUCGAAUCGCGAUCAAAAUCAGCACAACUCGCUGCGUAAGCAGCAUCUCAUUCCAAGACAGCAUCCUCAGCCUUCCAUUCUUGAAUUUGGACAAUGUCGACAGGUCUGUUUAUUUCAAUGUCCUCUUGUUCGAGCGAUUCCACGAGCAGCCUGAAAUGAAGGAUUUCGCGUCGUACGUUUACUUCAUGAGCAACAUCCUCAAAGGCGCCAAAGAUGUCAGCCAUCUGAGGUCGUGCGGCGUCAUUAGGACAUCGCUUAGCGAUGAUGAAGUGGCGGAGAUGUUUUAUUGGUUGUGUAAGAGCGUUCCAUUCAACCCCGGCGACAAAUUUAAUGCUAAGUUAUGGGAUGUCGGGAGUCGGAUGAAGGACGAGCACGACAAGAAGUCGGAGGCGUGGCGAAAGGAUUUGUAUCAGAAUUAUUUGAGAAGCCCGUGGGCGAUUGUGUCUCUUGUUGCCGCGUUUCUUCUCUUCGUUCUCUCGGUGAUUCAGACAAUCUAUGCAGUGUUGAGUUAUGUUCAUCGCAAAGAUAAGUAAAUUAAUGAUGCGUAUUUUUUCGAUAAUUUAAACUUUUACGUGAAACGGUCAUUCAUAACAUCUUAUACUAACAGUUUAAACUUUUAGAUCGGUGAAAAGGUUGUGGGGUGUGUCUCUUUGUGUUUGGCUUUGAAUUGGAGUUGGAAUUUUAUUUUUUUAAAGUAAUUUUUAUAUUUUGUAAGUGUGUGAAAUAAAAUAAUCGAUCCUUGGAAUUGGAAUUGUAUUUGUUUGUAAAUUGGGUUUUACUGUUUGAAUUAUAAUGAAAUUCGAUUGUAAGUUGAGUUAA